UUUGGUCCAAGUGUUUUCUCAAUUUUAUUUCCUCUUUAGUUCCUUCUGAAAGUUCAGAUUUAGUUAAAUUUCAAUUCCAUAACCAUGUUAGAGGGAAAAGCAGUGAUCGGCGAGACAGAUAUGUUGCAAAAUAUGCAACAAUACGCGCUCGAUUUAGCAGCUAAAGCCCUUGAUUUCUUUGACGUCACAGAGGCCACUGAAAUAGCCCGUUUCAUUAAAAAGGAAUUUGAUAGGAUGUACGGACCCGGUUGGCAAUGCAUUGUAGGGACAGAUUUUGGUUCAUUUGUCACACAUUGUUCUGGCUGUUUCAUCUAUUUCUGCGUAGGAAGUCUUGCUAUUUUGCUCUUUAGGGGAUCAACUGGUUCCGAAUCCGAGACUGACCAGUUUGCAGCCUUGGAGACAGUCAAGGCUUAAUUGUUUUUCUACUCCAUUCAUGCUGUUCUUGUAUCUUGCCUUGUUAGUCCAGAGUUGAAUGACAAAAGUUCAAGAAAAGGAAACAAAAAUUCUGCAGAAUUUAGAUUCAUUAGUCAUAUUUUACAAUUUUAAAUUUGUUUUCAUUGAUAUGCUUGUAUGGCAUUAAUGUCUAGUUGGUGUUUCUUCCAUAGGACCUCAGGCUAACCUAAACGAUUUAUUGCGAGACAUAAUUGGGCCCAAAAAGAAAUUUGUAGCAAUUCUCUUGUGUAAAUACCAAAUUUUAAGAAUGAAAAUUACAUGCCUACUGAAGAAGCCACUUUUUGCCAAAAAAAUAUUUAUACAUGAUGUUUUAGUAGAAUCUAGAUCUGUGAAGAAGAAAUACAAGGCCAGGACGAA
Molecule: messenger RNA, 810 nt
Organism: Morus notabilis
Lineage: Eukaryota; Viridiplantae; Streptophyta; Magnoliopsida; Rosales; Moraceae
Product: dynein light chain LC6, flagellar outer arm
Exons: 2
Coding region: 85-414 (109 amino acids)
Biological process (GO): microtubule-based process
Cellular component (GO): dynein complex
Molecular function (GO): dynein light intermediate chain binding; dynein intermediate chain binding
Source: RefSeq, a predicted model, not a curated record